This is a messenger RNA of Caenorhabditis briggsae, 723 nucleotides long. The coding region runs from base 1 to 723 and encodes 240 amino acids. NCBI's taxonomy places the organism in Eukaryota, Metazoa, Nematoda, Chromadorea, Rhabditida, Rhabditidae. The transcript is spliced from 5 exons. The record is from RefSeq and is a predicted model, not a curated record.
AUGGGCAAUUCUAUCUCACGAACUCGUGAGAGGGUUGAGAUCAAUACGAGAAGAGUUCUCAGAAGAUUCAGAAGAUCUUCGUCCCGAGAGGAUCUUCGUCCUGAGACUCUUCUUCCACAGUUGCCUGACCCGGAAUUCUCUAUCCCUCGGACCUUGCCUUUUGUUUUCAAUCGUUCUGAACAUUUCAACGAUGUGCUUGUCGGCAAUGAAAAUUCAUCGGUCCGAAGAAUUAGAUUGCCUAUCAGAGUCCCACCACCCGUCUGCCCUCGUUGGUCGGGUUCUGUUCUGAGUAAUGGGUUGGAUCGUCCAUUCGCUCCACCUCCCCCAGAUGUCUUCCUAGACGAAGGAAGUCUCCUCCCGCCACCUCUCCUUCCUCGACGCCGAACGAAUACUACUCCUCCACCUCCAGUUCCACCCCGAAGAAGCUCGCUCCAUCAGCCAUCAGAUCAACUAUAUUUGUCCCUCCAGCAGCAGAUUGCAAUUGACGAGUCGUCUGAUGAAGAAUUGUCAGACGAUACGUCUGAUGGGGAAUUUUUCUACGAGUCGUCGGAUGAAACAUUUUCCGAGAUGUCGUCGUCGGACGAAGAAUUGUACGACGAGGAGAGCGUUGUUUCCAAUGAGAACGGACUAGAACAUGCCAUUCCGGAAGACCUAAUCUCGAUUUCCAGUGAGGAUGAGGAAGUGCCAGAGGAUCCAAAACCAUCAACGAGCAACGGUAACUAA